Dinoponera quadriceps is the source of this 1750-nucleotide messenger RNA. Its product is annotated as UPF0565 protein C2orf69 homolog. NCBI's taxonomy places the organism in Eukaryota, Metazoa, Arthropoda, Insecta, Hymenoptera, Formicidae. Gene Ontology annotation, cellular component: mitochondrion. The coding region runs from base 742 to 1608 and encodes 288 amino acids. The transcript is spliced from 8 exons. The record is from RefSeq and is a predicted model, not a curated record.
UGAUAGGACCAACUAAGGUGGCAAUUGACAAUGUUGAAAAAUUGAAAAUGAUCCAUUGCUCUCUGCAUUAAUCUCAGAUAGUUACGACAGAAGAACUUACAUCACAGGAAGGACAAGCUAUAACUUUAUUCUUAAAUUGAGGAAAAUUGCCAAACCUUGCGUUAAUGUUUGAGAUGUUUAUAAUAAUUUAUCAUUAAUAUACUUGUAUAUUUGAAUUGAUCAAUCAUCCUAAUAAUAUAAUUUUUGUUUCACCAUGGCUUCCACCACGACAGUUCUUGAUCUUAAGAAGAGUAUGGAGCGACACAUAUGUUUAUCUUUUGUAAGGGAAAACGUCCGGAAGCAUAGUUGAAAUUAUACAAGUAGUACAUAAUGCAUAUAAAUAGAGAUUCUUACAAGUCAUGCCAGACAUUCAAUCUUCUAACAUCAUACGAGUUAGCUCUGAUGCAGCAGAUUUCUUGCAAUUUGUAAGAAUCAAUUUCUUCUGAUUGAACAUUCUAUACAGUGCCUCUCCAAUCCUCUCUCAGUAAUUGUUUCACAGCCUGCGAUGUCAAAUUACUCCGGAAGCUCUGCUGAUAUUUUUUCAAAGACCUAGUCCUCGAUACAUUUGUCAUACUUAAUGCUAAGCUACUUGAAAUUUAUGAGAAUACGCAGGUUACUCAGACCUUCGUUAUGCACAUCAAACCUAAUGACAUCGAUUGCUUGGAGUAUAUAGUAUGAAUGAUUUGCAUUGGAUGACGAUCAAUGGGGUCAAAAGUUUGGAUAUGGAAAAAUAUACCGGGCAUCCCGGGCCGAUGCAACGAUGUACUUUAUACGCGGCCGAAGUCGCUACCAACGUCUAAUCUUCUCGUAUUCUUUGGCGGCGAUGUCCAGGACACGCGAGAAAAUAUGGAGAGGCAUCCGGAUAGCAAGGAAUACAUGAAAUGGAGUUUGGAGAAUACCGCAACUAUUCUCUCCGAACAGUUUCCCAGCAGUCAUAUCUUUGUUAUUCGUCCAGUCAGGAUGUCGAUAACUAGAAGUGCGGUAUUCAGUUGCUUCGACAAUUUCGUAUCAGGGGAUAAAUAUGGCACACCCUCGUUUUGCCCAAUGCACAAAGCUUUGAAGCACUUGAGAGAACUGCUUAUGUGCUGCUUAGAACAUGUAAAAACAUUGAGAAUGAGAGAGGAUAUCGACGACUACAAUAUUGAGACGACAAAUUUAAGUUUAAUGGGCUUCAGCAAAGGCUGCGCGGUCCUGAAUCAAUUCCUGCACGAAUUUCACUAUUACCAGGAACACCCGAAUAACGACACCGAUAUAAGAGGUUUUACAAAGCUCAUCAGAGAUAUGUGGUGGCUGGAUGCUGGGCACAACGGCCCCAGAAACACGUGGAUUACGGAGCAAAGUGUACUCCGGUCCUUUGCUAAAUUAAAAAUAAAUACACACAUACACGUCACACCGUAUCAAGUGCGGGACACCUAUCGGCCUUGGAUCCGCGAGGAAGAAAAUUGCUUCAAUGAGAAUCUGCAAAGAAUGGGAGUACCUGUACAACGAAUACUACAUUUCGGAGACAAGGCGCGAAGUUUGUCGUCGCACUUCAACGUUCUUACUUGUAUCGGAAGCAAUGUAAGAUAAAGCUAUCUCAUUUCUUUCUCCUUAAUUGUUGAAGCUUUUAGCGUAAUAUUGAAUCGUCUGACAAUGUAAAGUCGACAGAGUGAUAAAUUGCAAUUCUUUCCUCACUCGAGAAUCAAAAUAAAAACAUAAAACUAUGUGCAAA